AUGGGGGAUAAUUCACCUCCUCGGGAAGCCAUGGUUAAUAUUGCCAAUGACAAAAAUAGAGGCAAACUGGACUACGCAACUCCCGAAUUUGGUCAAUUGGCCUCGGGAAUUGGUAUACCCGAAAUGACAGCAACAUCUUUUGAACCCAAGCCGGUUAUGUUUCAAAUGAUUUCCGCUAUGGGUCAGUUUGGGGGAUUAUCUUCGGAAGAUCCGCACUUUCAUUUGAAAUCUUUUAUAGAAAUGACAGAUCAUAUUAAAAUUCCCGGAGUUACUCAAGAGGCCUUAUGCUUGACGCUUUUCCUUUAUACAUUGAAGGAUAGAGCUAGAGCAUGGCUAAAUUCCCAACCACCAAACUCGAUCCUUACUUGGAAUGAUUUGGCGGAAAAAAUUCUAAAAAAAGAGUUUCCUCCGACAAGGAAUGUAAAGAUUAAAAAUGAAAUUAUGGCGUUUCGUCAAGAAGAAGAUGAAGCGGUAUCGGAUGCAUGUGAGAGAUUCAAGGACCUUCUUAGGAAGUGUCCUCACCACGGAAUCCCUCAUUGUAUUCAAUUGGAAACGUUUUAUAAUGGACUUUCUAGUGCCGCUAAGAUUAUUCUUGAUGCAACGGCCGGUGGUGCUUUUACAGCUAAAACCUACAACGAGGGGUAUGACAUUUUGGAACGAAUUUCUAAUAAUAAUACUGAAUGGUCUAACCCUCGUGCUGUCAUUUCUAAAUCAGCCUCGGGCAUUCAUGAGCUUGAUGUCAUUUAUUCUUUGAAUGCCCAAAUUGUUGCUCUAACUAAUUUGGUUAAGAAUAAUUUAAACUUGAAUGGGGAAAAGAAUCAAGUCCAAUCCAUAAUGUCUAAUUCUUCCAUGACUGAAUCUUGUGUUUUCUGUGGUGAAAGUCAUUCUUAUGAGUUUUACCCCGGAAACUCCGUUUCGGUAAAUUAUGUUGGAAAUCAUACAAGAAAUAGCCCAUUUUCUCCAACGUACAAUUCAAAUUGGAGAAAUCAUCCGAAUUUUUCAUGGACCGGAAAUCAGGGACUUCAACCCCCCGGGGCAACUCAAGUCCAAAACCGACCUUCAAAUCCCCCAGGAUUUAAUCAAGGCAGUCAUUACAUGCAAGGUAAUAAUCACAUGCAAGGUAAUCAUCACAUGUACCAAAGUGGACAAUCUUCACAACCACAUGCACCUAGGCAACAAAAUGCAUCGGAGGGUAAUGGUUCACUCGAAUAUUUACUUAAAGUUUUUAUAAACCAAACCAAUGCCACCAUGAGGAGUUUUGAGACCCAACUUGGUCAAUUUGCCACGGAUCUCAAGAAUAGACCUCAAGGAACUUUGCCUAGUGACACGGAAACACCUAAGGAACAUGUUAAGGCCGUGACUUUAAGAAGUGAUAAGAACUUGGGAGACUCUAAUGCCGAAAUGGAAACACCUAGUGAGCCGAUUUGUCAAGAAAAUAUUUCACAUUUUUUUGACACAUCGAAAUUUUUAGUUCUGUUUCCUACAGCUGAAGAAGCUCAAAUUUCAGUUUCUGUUCCAGAAACAGCAGCUUUGCCCAGUUCCAGCACCACCCAGUCUCCAACUGACACUGCUCACAGUGGGCAGAAACUGCCCACAACCCAGCAGAAUAAGACCGAUCCAACUGAUUUAGAUCUAAGAGAUUUACCUUUUUCAGGCAGGAUGAAAGCCAAAAAUGUGGAUGUUCAGUUUAAGUUCUUGGACAUCUUUAAGCAACUCCACAUUAACAUACCUUUGGUAGAAGCUCUAGAGCAAAUGCCAAGUUAUGUUAAAUUUUUGAAAGCCAUCCUCAAUAAAAAAAAAGAAGACUUACUGAAUUUGAGACCGUGUCUUUGA
This is a messenger RNA of Cynara cardunculus var. scolymus (artichoke), 1833 nucleotides long. RefSeq lists its product as uncharacterized. The transcript has a single exon. The coding region runs from base 1 to 1833 and encodes 610 amino acids. The record is from RefSeq and is a predicted model, not a curated record. NCBI's taxonomy places the organism in Eukaryota, Viridiplantae, Streptophyta, Magnoliopsida, Asterales, Asteraceae.